Molecule: messenger RNA, 465 nt
Organism: Colius striatus (speckled mousebird)
Lineage: Eukaryota; Metazoa; Chordata; Aves; Coliiformes; Coliidae
Product: hypocretin neuropeptide precursor-like
Exons: 2
Coding region: 1-465 (154 amino acids)
Biological process (GO): feeding behavior; neuropeptide signaling pathway
Source: RefSeq, a predicted model, not a curated record
AUGGAGGUGCCCAAUGCCAAGCUCCAGCGGGCUGCCUUCCUCUUGCUCCUGCUCCUGCUCUGCUCCCUGGCUGCUGCCCGGCAGAGUCUGCCUGAGUGCUGCCAGCAGAAGACCUGCUCCUGCCCCAUCUAUGACCACCUGCAUGGCAUGGGCAACCAUGCUGCUGGCAUCCUCACGCUGGGCAAGAGGAAGAGCAUCCUGCCAGCCUUUCAGAGCCGUCUCUACCGCCUGCUGCAUGGCUCUGGAAACCACGCUGCAGGCAUCCUCACCAUGGGCAAGCGUGGAGACCACCCUGGCACCACCUGCCACAAUGCAUCGGGCUGCCCCAUGGGUGUGGACGCCCAGCCAACACCAGUACUGCGGGGCGCAGAUGCCAGCUCUGCCAGCCCCAAGGAGUGCCAGGGACACUUGGGGAAGGAUCUGACCAAGAGUCAGGCUCAGGGAGCUAUGAAGAACUUUUACUGA